CAGCCGCAGUUCCAGUCAGUGAUGCGCUGCCGGGGACUUGGAGGCUGCUGCGAGUCGCGACACACAUUCCCACGGAAGGGAGAGCCUGCUGGGCUCUGCCGUGUGCUACAGCAGCUAAGCUACGAAAACCACACACGCUUUGCGUUCCCUCGGAUUGCUAGGAAGCUCGCUUAGCUCCAGACAGCGUGUGUUUGUAUCUUUUUAUGGAUUCAACUUUUACGUUCUUGAGGAUAAAAGGGGGGGUGCCUGAACACUGACGGCAUGGGCCAUUUAUUGUCUGGAUAUGCUCUGAAGUGAGAGACGCGAUCAGCAGCCACAGACGUUUCCUCGGACUUGCUGUCUGACUGUGACUCGUGGCAAAGGGCAUGGCAGGUUUCAAAAGGGGAUACGAUGGGAAGAUCGCCGGACUCUAUGACCUCGAUAAAACACUGGGCCGGGGCCACUUUGCAGUGGUCAAGCUGGCCCGUCACGUCUUCACCGGGGAGAAGGUGGCGGUGAAAGUCAUCGACAAGACCAAAUUGGACUCUGUGGCCACGGGGCACCUGUUCCAGGAGGUACGGUGCAUGAAGCUGGUGCAGCACCCUAACAUUGUGCGCCUCUAUGAGGUCAUUGACACUCAGACCAAGCUGUAUCUGAUUCUUGAGCUGGGCGAUGGCGGGGACAUGUUUGACUACAUCAUGAAGCAUGAGGAAGGCCUAAGCGAGGAGGUGGCCAAGAAGUAUUUUGCCCAGAUUGUUCAUGCUAUCUCUUACUGCCACCGGCUCCACGUGGUACACAGGGACCUCAAACCGGAAAAUGUGGUUUUCUUUGAGAAGCAGGGCCUGGUCAAACUGACCGAUUUUGGUUUCAGUAAUAAGUUCCAACCUGGAAAAAAGCUGACCACCAGCUGUGGCUCUCUGGCAUAUUCUGCUCCUGAAAUCCUGCUUGGGGACGAGUACGAUGCUCCCGCGGUUGACAUUUGGAGUUUAGGAGUCAUCCUUUUUAUGCUGGUUUGCGGUCAGCCUCCUUUCCAAGAAGCCAACGACAGCGAGACGCUCACCAUGAUCAUGGACUGCAAGUACACCGUCCCGAUGCACGUCUCCAGAGACUGCAAAGACCUAAUUAACAGGAUGCUGCAAAGAGACCCAAAGAGACGAGCGUCCUUGGAAGAGAUUGAGAAUCAUGCCUGGCUACAAGGGGUCGACCCGUCCCCGGCUACAAAGUACAACAUCCCACUCGUGUCUUACAAAAAUCUCUCGGAGGAAGAGCAUAAUGGAAUCAUACAGCGCAUGGUCUUGGGAGACAUCGCCGACCGCGAAACGAUUAUUGAGGCUUUGGAAACCAACAAGUACAAUCACAUCACCGCCACUUACUUCCUGCUAGCGGAGAGGAUCUUGAGAGAGAAGCAAGAGAAGGAAAUUCAGAACCGCUCUUCAAGCCCCAGCAAUAUUAAAGCGCAGUUCAGGCAGUCCUGGCCUACGAAGAUCGACAUGCACCAAGACAUUGAGGACAGCCUGGCAGCUUCAUCCAUCUCCCAUCCAGGUGUGCCACAGUCGCCAGCUCGAAGUACUGAGAACCUGCUCAAUGGGCAUCGGGCCAAAGGUCUUCUGGAUCUCGGAAGGCGAGACGAACCCCCCGAGCCCUCGCUGUUGUCACUGACCACUCCAGGCAGUUCCUCACUCCUUCCUCCUCCACUAAGCACGGCAGCCACACUGAAGCCAACCUCCACUGUGAGCGCGGCUGCUGCCAAGGGCCGGACCUGUCUCUUUCGGGUGGAAGAGGAUGAAGAGGAGGAGGAGGAAGAGCAGUGGUCAUCACCACUGCCCACUCAGGUUGUCCUCCGUCGCAAGCCCUCCAUCACCAACCGAUUGACGUCGCGCAAAAGCGCUCCGGUGUUGAAUCAGAUUUUCGAGGAAGAAGGGGAAUCGGACGACGACUUUGACAUGGAAGAGGGUCUGCCCCCCAAGCUGAGCCGCCUGAAAAUGAAUAUUGCUUCGCCGGGCACCGUCCACAAGCGGUACCACCGGCGUAAAAGUCAAGGACGGGGCUCCAGCUGCAGCAGCUCAGAGACUAGUGACGAUGACUCGGAGAGUCGCCGCCGCUUGGACAAGGACAGCGGCUUCACCUAUUCGUGGAACAGACGGGAUAGCAGUGAAGGCCCACCAGGCAAUUCAGGUGGCAAUGGGGGCAGCGGUGGAGGUGGUGGACAGAGCAGGCCUUCAGGAGAAGGCAACCCUGGGCCAGACAGAGGUAGCCCUUCAGGUGGAGGUGGAGGUGGCAGUGGGGGAGGAGGAGGCGGCGGCGGCGGAGGAGGAGGAGGAGGAGGAGGAGGAGGAAACAAAGGUGAGGGAAGCCCACCUAGCAGCUCCAGCGGAAGCACCAACAACACCUCGGGCUCCACCCGCAGUUGCUCUCAUUCGUCCCCUAAGACUGCAGGAGAGUUGGUGGAGAGCCUGAAGCUGAUGAGUCUCUGCUUGAGCUCCCAGUUUCAUGUUGGCAACGGCAAUGGAGGUGGGGGGGGCAAGUACAUCAUAGACCCCCAAAACAACUUGAACUUUUCUAGCGUCAAAGUGCAAGAGAAGUCAUCGUGGAAGAUGUGCAUCGGUUCCAACGGCAGCCUGGACAAGAGUUCGCCGUCGAGCGCGGCGGCCGCCCUCAGCGCAGCACUUAGCAGUAAGAAGUCUUACCCUGACCAAACGGCGAUCACCUUCAACGAGCUGGACCUGGCCAAGGAGAACAACAUGAAUCUGAAGAACAAUGUCCUGCAGCUACCUCUGUGUGAAAAGACAAUCUCUGUGAACAUUCAGCGGAACCCGAAAGACGGGCUGCUCUGUACCUCCAAUCAAACCAGCUGCUGCCAAGUGAUUUGACGGUUGCUGUGCCAGCUGUCUGUAGCAUAUCCUUACUUGACGAUACCAUUCUUCCAGUCGAGAACUGUGAAAAAAAACGUCUCGCGAACGCCCUCUUUUCAUUCGUCUUAAGCUUUUUUUAUGUAAUACGGCUUCAGGAGUUAUUUAUUGGAGAUUUUUAUUUUUGCCAUUUAGAUUGACAAUGCAUGAAGGGCUGCAUGCUGCUCGAUUCCUCUUUGGUUUUUCUGCCUCGUUUAACUAACACCUUCCUUCCUUCCCUUCUUCUGUUUUUAUGCCCCCAAUUUGUUUUGUCGUUGUGUCAUCUGCUCUCCCCUCUGUGUGUCUGUGUGUGUGUGAAGAGGUGGAAAUACAAACUUUGGGCUUGCACUUUUUUGACCAAAAACUAAGGAGAAAAAAAAUAAAUACAGAAAGUCCAGGGGGGCCAAAUGCCGACGGCUUCAUAGUCAGCACUUAAGGAGAAAUGAAAUAAAGGGUCAAAAAAGAGCGCGGCCCUCCACGCUCUGUGGAAUGUGAGGGUUAAGUGGAAGAGUUUGUGUCCGACGGAGAACCAAAGCAAUAACGACGUAACCACGAAGGAAGCUCUUGGCCUCCCUUCUGGUAUUCCACGGCUUUUUU
This is a messenger RNA of Polypterus senegalus (gray bichir), 3464 nucleotides long. RefSeq names its product SNF related kinase a (gene snrka). Bases 366 to 2849 code for a protein of 827 amino acids. The record is from RefSeq and is a predicted model, not a curated record. Gene Ontology annotation, cellular component: cytoplasm. Gene Ontology annotation, biological process: microtubule cytoskeleton organization; intracellular signal transduction; protein phosphorylation. Gene Ontology annotation, molecular function: ATP binding; protein serine/threonine kinase activity; tau-protein kinase activity. The transcript has 6 exons. NCBI's taxonomy places the organism in Eukaryota, Metazoa, Chordata, Cladistia, Polypteriformes, Polypteridae.